GUCACACCACUUUUGAUUUCCUCACUGUAUUAACUAAAAGAAGUAUCACUGUCAGCUUUUUCCUACUUCUCCCUUUCUGAUACUUUCCAAAUGGCGUGCACUAACAGUUCACGUCACAGGAGCUGAGAAUUUUGUGUUGGUUAAUCAGUAAAGUGAGAUCUAUUUCCACCGUGCAAACAAAAGUCUGCAUUUCCAUUUUACAGCUCUUAGGAUCUGUCAGAGAGGAGGCAUUGAGGCCCGCCUCUUUCACCUCUCAAAUGAGGAAGUUUAUAGCCGAGCCAGAAGCAGCUUCCUUUUGCAGCUUGCAGAUGCAGAAGAUGAACAAGCGAAAUAAAGGACCUAGCGAUACGCACCCAAGGAGAUGAAAGUAGUCAAACAGAAAAACUAAGAGUCUGCUUUGGCUUGCAGGGAUACUUUUUGUUUUUUCUCAGAGCAGGUGCAAACCUUUAGAGCUCAGGCUUUCUUGUGGGUGAGGAACAAAAUGCAGAGUUUUCAGCCUUGGUACCAUGGCAAUAUAACCCGAUCCAAAGCUGAGGAUCUACUUUCCAAAGCAGCGAGAGAUGGAAGCUUCCUUAUCCGGGCCAGUGAGUCCAUACAGGGAGCAUACGCCCUCUGUGUUUUAUACCAGAACUGUGUGUAUACAUACAGAAUCCUGCCAAAUGAAGACAAGAAGCUCUCUGUCCAGGCAUCUGAGGGAGUUCCCAUCAGGUUCUUCUCCAUGCUGCCUGAGCUGGUGGAGGCAUAUUACAGUCCAAACAUGGGUCUGAUCACAAACCUGCAGUACUCUGUCCAGAGGGAAGAGGAGGUAGACGACGAGACGGAGGCCAACAGUCACCGACCACAACUUCCACCGAGGAACUUCACAGCUGAUGUGAAAGAAAGUGACUCCAAGACGUCUGAUCAGGCCUGCAAAACUUUAUCAGACAUCUACGUGACCAGGCUGCAGCAAAUGGAUCUGUCCACAAUACCGGAGGAGCACAAAAUGGCUAUUCAAGAAUACUUCAGGACUUCAGUCAGCUCGGAUGCGGAACAAGUACAGAUUGGUAACACCAACCUCCCUGGUCUGAAAAGACUAACAACAUCAAUCUGCACAAAUCUAAACAGUGAAAUUUCCCGCAUCCUGCCAUCUCUGGAGGUCUUCCACAGGACUUUGGACCAACAGAUCUCUGCGGGAAUGGGACAGUUUCCUAAACAAAUAUUUGGUGAGUCAGGUCAGUCUAUAUCCUACAGACUAGAGCACCUCACGAAACUGCUCUAUUCAAUAGAAGACAAGACUAGAAGCUCAGUUUUUGAGUGUAUUGGAUAUGAAGGAGGUCACAGGAAAUCUCUCUUGCCUGUUGUUACUUUUGAGGUCAAGCAGGACUCUCUCGGUAUUUCAACCAAGAUGUUCCUGAAAGUGGAUGUUGAAAGUGGAAAACUGUACUUCAAAAAGUCAAAAGAUGGGCCUGAAGAUAAAUAUUUUGUUCACAACAAAAUCCUGCAGUUGGUCAAAUCUCAGAAAAUGCUCACCAAGCUUGUCAUUGUCCUGGAGACGGAGAAGGAGAAGAUACUGCGAAAGGAAUUUGUGUUUGAUGACACCAAGAAAAGAGAGGGGUGCUGUCAGCUGCUUCAACUCAUGAAAAACAAACACACGGAGAAGCCAGAGCCGGACAUGAUCACAGUGUUUAUCGGCACCUGGAAUAUGGGCAAUGCUGGACCUCCCCACAACAUCAACUCGUGGUUUCAGUGUAAGGGCCAAGGGAAGACCCAGGACGACACCGCCAAUCACAUUCCACAUGAUCUUUACGUCAUCGGGACGCAGGAGGACCCUUUGGGAGAGAGGGAGUGGGCAGACACAGUGAAAGGUGUCCUGAGGAACAUCACGAACAUCAGCUUCAAACAAGUGGCCAUUCAGACGCUUUGGAACAUUAGGAUCAUGGUUCUGGCCAAGCCUGAGCAUGAAAACAGGAUCUCACACGUUUGCUCGGACAGCGUGAAGACGGGGAUUGCCAACACUCUGGGAAACAAGGGAGCGGUGGGAGUUUCCUUCAUGUUCAAUGGAACAUCUUUUGGCUUUGUCAACAGUCACUUGACUUCUGGAAGCGAGAAGACACUCAAGCGUAAUCAAAACUACAUAAACAUCCUACGAUUUCUGAAUCUGGGAGAUAAGAAGCUCAACCCGUUCGACAUCACUCAUCGCUUCACACACCUCUUCUGGUUCGGAGAUCUGAACUACCGCGUUGAUUACCCAUCGUCGGAAGCUGAGAACAUUGUGACAAAGAUCAAUAAGCAGCAGUACCAGGAACUCCUCGGCAGAGACCAACUCACCAUGGAGAGGAAUGAGGAGAAGGUCUUCUUGCACUUCGAUGAAGAGGAAAUCACAUUUGCGCCUACCUAUCGCUUUGAACGAGACACCCGAGAGAAGUAUGCCUACACAAAGGCCAAAGCCACAGGGACAAAAUAUAAUCUGCCCUCCUGGUGUGACCGUGUUUUGCGGAAGUCAUACCCUCUGGUGCACGUUGUCUGCCAGGCUUAUGGAUGUACCAACGACAUCAUGACAAGUGACCACUCGCCAGUUUUUGCCUCUUUUGAAGUCGGCGUUUCCUCGCAGUUUGUUUCCAAACAAGACCCAAACAGUGCACCUGAAGGUGCAAUACAAAUCAUGAACUGUGUGGCCAAUCUGAUGACGAAAUCAAAGACCAAAUUUUUCAUUGAAUUCCACUCCAGCUGCCUGGAGAAAACUGUGAAGACUUCUGAGGGAGAGAACACUGAACACUCCACAGGAUCGAUCAAAGUUUGGUUUGGCAACCAGGUCACGCUCACGCCGAUCAUCUCGGACCCCGAGUACCUGUUAGAUCAGCACCUCCUCAUCUGUGUCAAGUCAACAGACUGUGACGAGUGUUACGGUGAGGGGUGUGUUGCCUUGCGAGCCGCUCAGUCCUGCUACACAGAGUUUCAAAUCACGCUGACUUACCAUGGCGAGAAAACCGGCACUUUAACUGGGGGAAUCCAGCUCCGCACCUCUGAAGGCAAACUAACUGAAAAGCUAUAUGAUUUCAUCAAAGUUGAAAGGGAUGACACUGUCACCUCAAAGGGCAAAAGUGGAGACCCGAGCAAGUUUUCAGUCACCCAUGCACACGAUAUCUCAAACCCAAGUUACAUGGGAUUGCCAUUCAAAGGUGGAAAAGGGACAGAUAAAGGUUGGAGUUACAGCAUGCCCCCACAAAACCAAUCCACUGUGCAGCAUGUGGGGAAAGAGUCCAAGAAGAGUGGCUACGAUGUGGGAGCACGCGGUGCCGCGGGAAAAGCUGGAGCUGUGGUUGAAGACACAAAGUCAUCAGAGAUGUUUGACAAUCCCCUGUAUGGCUCAAUGGCAAAGCCUCACGGACGGCCGAAGGACCCUGACUUUACACAGAAGGACCAUCUAGUAACCCCAGAUCAACAGUUUCCAACCAAAGGGGCAGAUGGGGACCUUGAUCGCCCUCCUGUGCCCACUCCACGCAACCGCUCCUUCACCUACUCCGAGAACAAAUCCCAGCCUCCGACUGCUGUCAACCUCCACCCUUCAACUCACAAGAAAUUGGUCGUCCCCUCAUGGUCAGAUGGAGCGAUGAUCCCACAGAGCCGACCUCCUUUACCCGCUAAGUCCCGCCCAGGUGGGCCCGAGUCGCAGACCCCCAAACCCAGGGAGAGAGACUACAGAGACAGCUCGGAACUCCCCAGCAAGCACAGACCACCAGCAAGACCAGGUCAACCUCAGCCCCCCAAAGAAGUGCAUCCAGAACCUCCCAAGAUGGGCCGUUCCGUGAAGUGAGACGGCAGUGAUGUCCAGCAGUGACCGUACAGCUUCUUGCUCUGCAUUUUCCAUGGAAAUAUAGGACGCUGUUAUGUUUGUUCUUACAUGUGAAAGAGACUCGUGCAUUUGACGCUCAACCCACUCACUCAUGCAACACAUGCCUUUUCUCAAGCUAACCUGCAGUUUUUGGCUCAAUCUUGAACUUUGUGUUUCACAUUAAAAAAAAAAGUUAUUUUACCACUUAGGAUAUAGAGAUAACUCAAUAAGUAAUGUGUCACUUUGAAACUUUCAGACUGAAGAUGAUAUUCAAUCGCUAUUUAUUGCCAGCAGCUGUCAUACCUGUUAUACUCAGUUUUAUCGGAUAACAUCUUACAUUGUUAUAUUUUGUUAGUUUUCAUUCAGACUUUUCAUUCCAAAACAGAGUGUUUACUGUGAUUUCUUCUUAAAAAUUACAAUGAAGAAGACAUGCUAAGAAAUUAUUCUUAUUUUCUUUUGUCAACGUUAUAAUUUCUUCUUGCUUUUUCUUUCAACCUGUCUUCCUGAGGCAAGUGUUACUCAAGCUUUAAAUGAAUGUUGUAUCAUCUGUAGAAUAUGUCCUAAUCAGAUGGUUGUAAUCUGAAUGAUCAUUAAUCUGUAAUAUUGCAUGAAUUGAGUCAAUGAGCAUUUGUCUGCAUGUGCACAUAUAGACGUUGCCCCCCCCACACCCACCCACCCACACACACACACACACACACACACACACACACACACCUUACACUAGGCUAAAGUCCAAAGGAUGUUUUCGUUUUGACUCUGCCAAUACAUUCCCUGUCCACUGUUACAUUAUUGAAUGAAUGAUUACUACACAGUAUUAUAAUUAUAUUGUUGCACAGACUCAUGAUAAGUUUUAAUAACUAUACAUUGAAUGUCUCAAUAAAGCCAAGAAUCCAAGUUUAUUGAGUUGUCAAUGUCAGUGUCAGUGCCAGCUUUAUUUCUAUAGCACAUUUACAACUUAAAAGCCCAAAGUGCUUCACAAUAA
This is a messenger RNA of Salarias fasciatus (jewelled blenny), 4793 nucleotides long. It is a transcript of the gene inpp5d, whose product is annotated as inositol polyphosphate-5-phosphatase D. Bases 482 to 3793 code for a protein of 1103 amino acids. Gene Ontology annotation, molecular function: phosphatase activity. The record is from RefSeq and is a predicted model, not a curated record. The transcript has 27 exons. Lineage: Eukaryota; Metazoa; Chordata; Actinopteri; Blenniiformes; Blenniidae. Gene Ontology annotation, biological process: regulation of immune response; negative regulation of signal transduction; negative regulation of neutrophil differentiation. Gene Ontology annotation, cellular component: cytosol.